Molecule: messenger RNA, 492 nt
Organism: Colletotrichum lupini
Lineage: Eukaryota; Fungi; Ascomycota; Sordariomycetes; Glomerellales; Glomerellaceae
Product: cellulose-binding protein
Exons: 3
Coding region: 1-492 (163 amino acids)
Molecular function (GO): phosphatidylcholine lysophospholipase A1 activity
Source: RefSeq, a predicted model, not a curated record
AUGCAGCUUACCAAAGUCUGUCUUUCCUUCAGUGUAUUUGCAGCUGCUUUCGCGCAGUCUAAGAUCAAGAUCAUGCCUCUGGGUGACUCCAUCACCGAGAUAACUUGCUGGAGAGCCCUGGUAUGGGACCAGUUUGUCAAGGAGAAUCUUGCCGACAAGGUGCAAUUCGUUGGCUCCAUGACCAACAACCCCCAAAAUUGCCGAGCACAGUCUGGCUCUUUUGACCUCCAUCAUGAGGGCCACUCAGGUUGGCUUUCCAUCAACAUCGCCAACCAGUACCUACAGGGGUGGCUGGCAAGCACUAAGCCUGAUAUUGUGCAGUUCAUGCUUGGCACCAACGAUGUAGCGCAAGGGCGCACGACCAACGACAUUGUCGCUUCGUACACGAGGAUGGUAGGGUUGAUGAGGGCGUCCAACUCGCGUAUGAAGAUUCUGGUUGAUCGCUUGAUCCCGUUGUCCUUUAACGGGGGUGGAAUCGAUACUUUGAACUAG